Apodemus sylvaticus (European woodmouse) is the source of this 12389-nucleotide messenger RNA. RefSeq names its product coiled-coil domain containing 15 (gene Ccdc15). Gene Ontology annotation, cellular component: centrosome. Lineage: Eukaryota; Metazoa; Chordata; Mammalia; Rodentia; Muridae. The transcript is spliced from 15 exons. The record is from RefSeq and is a predicted model, not a curated record. The coding region runs from base 445 to 2871 and encodes 808 amino acids.
UCCGCCGCGGUGUGGCAGUUUGCUGUUUGUCCAUUGCGUAGCAGCCCGCGGAGUUUGAGUGUGAGCAGGUCCGGAUCGCGGCGGGCUCCAGGCUUCCCAGGUCCCCUAUCCAACUGCGCGGGUCUUACAGGAGCCCGCCUUCCUGCCCGGGCUUCAGACGCCACACCUCCUGUGCGCAGGCUUCUUAGGACCCAGGCUCCUACCGGGGCCGCAGGCACCCCCUCCAGCCCCCUGCGGUGGGCCGCAGUUCCGCGGUCAUCUCUCGGACUUAAUAAUAAGUCUUGUCCCCAGUGCUCGCCUAUGCUCACCUCCGGGCAGUUUCUCAUCUCCCAAGUGAAUCCUCGAGUCUUCGACCUCUCGUCUCCGUUCCUUCCAGAAAGUAAUUUUUAGACCUUUCCCCUCGUCUUUAUUUCUUGUCCCUCUUUCUCUUCUAACCAGAAGUCAAUGCCAGGAGGUAUGGCGCCCCUCAAGAAGCCUCGGAAUCCCAACAAAUUGCCCCUGGCUUUAAACCCCACGAAGAGCAAGGACGUUUUGGCAGUGCUGGCUGAGAGGAACCAGGCCAUAGUACCAGUUGGGGCUUGGGUGGAACCUGCCUCACCAAAUUGGUCGGGAAUUCCAGCACAUACUUCAGCAUACAUAGUUGAAGAGGAAAUAAAGGAACAGCAGCGAAGAAAGCAAGAGUCUCUGAGACAUUUUCAGAGACAAGUCAGACAGCGGGUCAAUCAGCAGGUUAAGCUGAGGAAAAAGCAACAACUUCACAAGUCGUACAAAGCAGCAGAAAAGGAAGGCUCUAUAGUCAUGCGGUAUUCAGAUUCGGCAUAUUUAACUUCUAAAAGGACAAGUGUUUUCCCUAGCAAUUUGAGUGCUGCUGUUGGAAGUUUUAGGUUACCCACUUCCCAGGUGCUUGGUGAUGCAACAGAAGAUGGAGAGAAUCAGAAUCAGUUAUUUCAACAACAAGCUCAAGCUCUUAGUCAAACUAUGAAACAGGCACGUCACCAACUGGCAUCCUUUAAAACUGUGAGUGAAAAAAAGACAUCAGUGUUUCCAAAUGGUGGAAGGAAAAGUUCUCCCACCCAAGAGGACCUUGGCUGUGAGAAAUUUUCAGUUGUUGCAGUAAGUGAGGAGAGAGACAAAUUGUUUGUGAGCUGCCAGCAGGAUCUUCUUUCUGAAAGCAAAGAAAAGGUUUUCAGCAAAGUUCAGAAAGUAAAAUUCAAAAAUCCCUUAUCUGUUGUGAUAAAAGAAGACGAGCAGAAGCAGUUAUAUCCUCAUAGCCUUCAGGCUGCUCUUCCAGACACCCAGGAUGAUUUUGUACAAGUUCAAAAUAGACUUCCAGAAUCUCAGAGCGAUGUGAUAGACUUCCAGAAUGUUGAGCUUAAAGCUUCAAGAAUUGAACCUAAAGCUCCAGGUGUUGACCCAGACACCCAGGCCACUGGAAUGGAGUUUCAGACUACAGAGCCAGAGAUUCAGGACUUUCCUAAAGUCCAGACUGUUGAGCUAGAUGGGAAUACUAAGUUGGAAGCCCAGGAUUUUCUACCCUCACACCAGGCUUUUCUAUCCAGAGACCAAGAAUGUCUGCCCAGUUGUCAAUACCAGGAUUCUUUACCCAAAGAUCGCUGUGUUCUCCCUAAUUUCCAGAAUGAUUUACCUAAAUACCAGGAUCAGCAUUUUCUACCAGUAGACCAGGAAUUUCUACCUAGAAACCAACUUGCUUUACCCAAAGAACAGAAUCAUCCACUCAAAUACCAGAAGCAGGAUCUCCCACCUAAAGAACAGUUUCCCCUGCCCAGACAUCAGUAUAUUUUACCUAUAUAUCAGGACCAAAGAGAUCCACAUGUUCUUCCUAAAUGUCAGGUUCUUGAUGUUCUUUCCAAAGGCCAGAAUUAUCUACACAAUUAUCAGGAGCAGGAUCUUCAACUCCAAAACCAGGAAGUAAACUUUAAGGAGCCAUUCUCUGAUGUGAAAGGGAGAGAAAUAUUUUCUCUGGACAUUUUUCUCAAGCAACCCUCAACUUUUAUGAGAAGAGAGACAGGGGAUGAGGAGUUAGCUUUGGAGUCUCCUCAGUAUGCUCCACCUCAGAUCCAGGACCAAGUCUUCCUUAGAGAGCAGAGCCAGCAGCCCUCUGUUAGGACAGCUGAAAGGUGGCAAGAGGCUUUGUAUCUCAGGGGCCAUGACUGUCUUCCACCCAGACAACGGAGAGAUGGGUGUAGCAGGCGACAGCAGGUCUUUGAGGAGUAUCAGUCGGGACUGAGCACCGAGCAGCAGGCUCUGCUGGCAUUUCAAUCUGGAGUGGAUCGAGAAGAAGACAAAAAAGAGCGUCAAAAGCAGUAUCUGAGACACAGGAGGCUUUUCAUGGAUAUUGAGAGAGAACAAGUGAAAGAACAGAACAGACAAAAGGAACAAAAGAGGAGGAUUGAAAAAAUUAAGAAAAGGAAAGAAGAACAGCGCUACGCUGAAGAGCAGAGACUACUAAGAAUGAACUGUCCUGAAGAACCUUAUUCAGAAGAGAGGAUAAGUGAUGCGUUAUCCCAGUUACAGCUGGACGAGAUGAAAGGAGCCAGAGAUAAACAGCAACAGAGAGAAAAAGAAUACGUAAGAUAUGUAGAAGCUUUACGAGCCCAGGUCCAGGAGAAAAUGAAGCUUUAUAAUAUCACUUUACCUCCACUAUGCUGUUGUGGUCCUGAUUUUUGGGAUGCUCAUCCUGAUACCUGUGCCAACAAUUGCAUUUUCUAUAAAAACUACAGAGCAUAUAAUCGGGCAUUGCAUUCAGUCAUCAAUUCUUCUGAUAUCUCUGAGGGGAACGCAACUCUUCGAAAUGCCAUUCGUAAUUUUGCUUCUGCACAUAGACGGACUCCAAAACAAAGUCUCCACUGAAGAGUGUCAGUAAGAUGCUGUGUCACGUAGAAAACACAGACACCCUGGAGCUAUCGGAAGCACUAGUGCCAACAGUUCAGCCGCACAGAGCACCCCUGAGCUACAGCCCUUCCAAAAGGCAUUUUCCUCGUGCCAAGCAAGGAGCAUCAAGAGUUUGUUUUUGGAAUUUUGUUUACUUUACAAACUAUAGAUAUGUUUUAUGUCCAGUUUUCAAUUUGGGUUUUAGAGCUAAUAAUGACAUCACCUCACAAGCCGAAAGCAUAAUGCUAGAAACAUCUUCAAAUGCCUUGUCACACCAACAGCAAAGUGCGAAGUAAGGAGAGCGCAAGAGCGCCUUUUAAUGUUAAAGUGUUUGUAAACAUGUAUGACUGGGAUUCAGUUUCAAGAGCUCCAGAAACACAUGUCCACUUCAUGUAAACCAGACGUUUUGAGAAGCUGCAGUGUUCUCACAGUUAGUGAGAAUCUAACUGGUUAGAUUCUAACUUAAACUUAGUGAGGGCAAUAGACACAGCUCAGAUAAGAUGUGUGGAUUAUGGUCUGCCCCUCUUUAUGUGUUUGCAAGAGUCAGAUGAGCAUUUUCAGUUGAGCAUGGUGGUACGUGUCUUUAAUCCCACUACUGUGGAGGCUGAUGUAGAAGGAUCAGGAGAUUAGGGACACCUGAACUACAUGAAACUGUCUCAAAAAAACCCUUUAAGCCAAAUAAAGUAGUUGUUUUUCCUUCUGCUUCUGCUUCUGUUGCUAUUCCUCAUCUUCUUUUUGUGAACAAAUCAAUAGGAUUCUUUUUACUGUCAGACUUUCCUUGAUUUGUACUUGUGGCAUCCUUCUCCUAUUUCUCCUCGGCUUCCCCACCUCACUGAUGCAGGGCUGCUUUUCUCUGCUACUUAAGCUGCUCAGCAUCUCACUCACAUCAACUGUUGUGUUUGUUUAACCACAUCUACAAAUAGAGAAUCCCAGGAUUUGUGGAUUUGGUCUUGGGCCAGAGUUCUAAACAAAACAAAAAGAAUACAGACAGUGGUCUGCAGGCAGCCAUAGUGCUCAUUUCCUGCAGGCUUCCUCAAAGCUGGUCUACAGUCCUUCAUUUGCCAAAUGGGAGAACUUUUUCUAACUUUGUCAUUUCAUAAUUUUAAAUUUCCCUUCUGAGGCAUUGUCUGGAGACAAUUCUUAGAGCACUUAAGUAAAUCCUGCAAUAUUGGGAAGGACAUUGGCUCUUCUUCUUGUGGUCUUCUCUGCCUGUCUACGUAAAGAAGUCAUAAGCAGUCAAAAGCCUUUGGUUUAUUGGGUCACUUUUAGUCAUUCUGAUGUAUUGUUCUCUAGGAAAUGCAGAGCACAGCACAAGGAUCUCUGACCUCAGUCUAGCUCUCUCCAUGACAACCAACUUUUAUUUAAUUGUUACUCAUUAAAAAUGUUAACAGUAAACCAUAAGGAACCUAUAAUGGCAGUCACUUUGGAGUCUUCCCACUCCAAAAUCCCUUUCUAAUCCUAGGUAACCAUUAAUCUAUUUCUUUUAUGUAUAAAUAAGCCUAUAUGUGACUUCUCUUCUAAAUGGAAUAUACAGUAUGAGCUCUUUUUGACUGAACCUUUUCAGUUAGCCUGAUGUCAAGACUCAUCUGUAUUGUCAUAUUCACUAAUGUGUUGAAUAGUAUUGACCGUAAUCGUACCAUUAAAAGUAUUUAUUGUUUUAUCGUCUAUUAGUGGAUACUAGUAGACAUUUGGGGUUUUCCACGUGGUUAUUACGAAUCCUACUAUGAGCACUUGCUCUCAGGAUUCUGUAGUACAUGUUUUCAUUUCAUGGUGUAUGGGAGUAGAGUGCUGGAAUCACAUAGUAGCUUUGUGUUUAACUUUUGACCAACUGUAAACUCUUUUCCAAAGUAUCCAUACUAUUUUUCAUUUGCUAGAACAUGUAAAGAGAGGCUCAGUGUUCUUCACCAACAUUCAUCUCUGACAGGUGGCUAUGAUGUGGUAUUCAUUGCGGUUUUAAGUUCCUCCUAGCAGUUGGUUAUGUUUUCAUGUGCCUGUUGGCUGAGUGGGUCUGUUUUUUGAAGAUGUUUGUCAGAUGCUUUACCAGCUUCAUAAUUGGGUUAUAUUUUUAUUACAGAAUUAUGUUGUACAAAUUUUUAAUUCCAAUUCUGGGUUUCUACACUACCUUUGAUCAUUUAAAAGACACACACAACCUUUAUAUUUACAGUAAGCCUUAAACAGUACAAGAGCUGGGCAGAUACCUAUCUACCUUCUCUGCUAUUAGAAUCCACCCUCUUGUGAUAACCCAGAGUUAUUACUUACUAUAUUUUAUCUGGGCUGUUCUAAACUCCAGCUGGCCCGCUCUCAGGACCAUGUUUUCAUGGCUCACCUAACCAUGGUGGCUUCUCUUCCUCCUGCACUUUCUUCAUUCUCUCCUGGUUCUCCUUAGACCCCAAGCCCUGGAAACCUACACCCCACUUUUGUCUCUUCUGCCUAACUAUUGGCUGUUGGCAUCUUUAUUUACCAACCAAAAAUAGCUUAGUUAGGGCCACAGGUUUGCUUGAGGACUCCAGGUCUUGGGGGCCACCACUUAGCAUUACAGUAGAUAGCAAAACCAAACCUCAACAGAAUUAGAGGAGCUCCUAAUGUAUUCUACACAUCUCACAUUCUGGGGAUUAUCUUUUUUUUUUUUUUCUUUUUUGAGACAGGGUCUCACUGUAGUUCUGGCUGUCCUGGAAGUCACUUUGCAGAACAGGCUGGCUUUGAACUCACAAAGAGUUCUCAGGCUCUGCCUCCCAAACGUUGGGAUUAAAGAGUGUAACACCUGCUUCUUUUCACUUUCUUAGUGGCUUUUGCAGCUUGUAGUACACACUUACAUUUAAUGAAAAUAAUGUAAUGAAAAAAUGUAUAAAUUUUAUACAUUUAUAUACAUUUGUGACCUGUGCUUUUGCUAUAGUCUGAAAAGCCAUUACUUGAUCCAAAGCCACAAGUGUUUAUGUGUUUUGUUCUGAGAGUUUUAACUGUUGAUUUUAGAGUUAUUUACUAUCCAGUUUGAGCUAAUGUGUGUCAAAGGUCAUUCUUUUACAUACAGUGGAUACCUAGUAUCCCACUAUCACUUGUUAAAGACUACCAUUUGUCCCAUAGAAUUGACUGGAAAUAUCAGAGCUUACUUGUAAGAUCUCUGUUGUGCACCAUUUAUCACUGUGUCUGUCCUUAUAUAGAAUAUUUCUGGAGCCGGGCGGUGGUGGUGCAGGCCUGUAAUCCCAGCACUCUGGGAGGCAGAGGCAGGUGGAUUUCUGAGUUCGAGGCUAGCCUGGUCUACAGAGUGAGUUCCAGGACAGUCAGGACUACACUGAGAAACCCUGUCUUGGAAAAAAACCAAAUCUAAAAAACCAAAAAACCAAGAAUAUUUCUGGAAUACAAUAACUUUGUGAUAAGUUUGAAGUUCACAAGUGUAAGCCCUACCUACCUCUGUCCUUUUUUAAAAAGAUAAUUUUACUUUUCUAAGUCCAUAUAUUUUUAUGAGUUUUAAGGUUGCUUUUCUACCAAAACCAAAACAAAACAAAACAACAACAAACAAAACGAAGAAAAACAAAAGAGUAGCUGAAUUCUGAUAGGAAGCAUACUGAAUUACUGAGUAAUUUGGGAAUAAUUGGCAUCUGACCCUUGAACAUAGGAUGAGCUCUCAUAUGUGUAUGGCUUUAAUUUUUCUGCCUGUGUUUUACAUUUACAGAGGACAAAACUUGUAUGUAGAUUAAACAUGUUCCUAAUGUUAUUGUAUUGAUGUUCGUGUAAAUGAAAUUGCCUUGUUUUUCCUUUCUCUCCACUUUGAGCCUGGUCUUACGUUACUUAGGCAGGUCUCAAACUCAGUGUAUAGUCUAGAAUGUCCUCCCCAAUUUGUCUUUUUGAGUGCUGAAGUUAUAGGCAUGUACUACCACACCCACUUGAUGCAGUGCUGGGGACUGAACCUGGGGUUUUCUGAGUGCUGAGCAACUGCUACAUCCUCAGCCCAUAAUUUCAUUUUUUAAUUAUUAUUUUGUGGGGCAUAUGUGUGUGGGGCAUAUAUGUUGAGGUGCUAUCACUGCUUACAAAUGGAGGUCAGAAGACAACUUCAAAAGUUGGUUGUUCUCCUUCCGCUGGGAUCCAAGGUUACAACUCAGGUCAUCAGGCUGGCUCACCAAGCGCUGUAUCCACUGAGCCAUCUCUCCAGCGCUAGCCAGGAAUAUUUUAUAUGUUGAAUCUUGUCCUUUUAAAAUAGAACCUUACUUCCAGCUCAGCAUUUUGUUUCUUUUUCUUGUCUAAUUACUUGUUUUGUUACUGGUUAGAACAUCAUGCACAAAAUCAUUCAGUACUUUAAGAGCACAGAAUUUUUUUGUCUUUAAUUUUUUUAGUCUUUAUGGUUAUUUAUAAGAUUUGAUGAAGUUCCCUUUUAUUACUAGCUUAGUGAGUGCUGUUAUCCUAGAGUUGUUGGAUUUUAUCUGGUGCUUUUCUGCAUCUACUAUUAUUAUGUAUUCUUUGGUGGUUUUGUUUUUGGUUUUGUUUUUGGUGUUUUGGAUCAGGGCCUUGCUGUGUCAUGUGGGCUAAGCCAGCCUCAAACUUACACUCUUGCCUUAAACAUUUUUUAAUUGGUUUUCUUGUGUUAUUACAACAUUACUUUCCUAGGAUAUGUAGUAUUGGCUUUUUUUUUUUUAGUCCUCACACAGUUUUUUGUUUGUUUGUUUGUUUGUUUGUUUGUUCUAAGUUUGUUUUUCUGAAACAGGUGUUUGACUUGUAUGAUCUCAAGUUAGUAAAAUGAUGAUAAAACUGGCCCAUUGAAUAUCAUCAGAAAACUAUAAGUCUUUUAGUUUCAGUCUAUAUAUAAAAGUUUCAAGACGUCUUAGUUUGGGUUGUAUUGCUGUGAAGAGACACCAUGACCAGGACAACAUUUAAUUGGAGCUGGCUUACAGUUUUAAAACUUUAGUCCAUUAUCACCUUGGUGAGAAGCAUGGCAGCAGGCAAACAUGGUGUCUUAGUCAGGGUUUCUAUUCCUGCACAAACAUCGUGACCAAGAAGCAAGUUGGGGAGGAAAGGGUUUAUUGAGCUUACACUUCCAUGUUGCAGUUCAUCACUAAAGGAAGUCAGGACGGGAACUCAAGCAGGUCAGGAAGCAGGAGCUGAUGCAGAGGCCAUGGAGGGAUGUUUCUUACUGGCUUGCUUCCCCUGGCUUGCUCAGCCUGCUCUCUUAUAGAACCCAAGAACACCAGCCCAAAGGUGGUACCACCCACAAGGGGCCCUCACCACUUGAUCACUAAUUGAGAAAAUGCCCCCCAGCUGGAUCUCAUGGAGGCACUUCCCCAACUGAAGCUCCUUUUUCUUUGAUAACUCCAGCCUGUGUCAAGUUGACACACAAAACCAGCCAGUACACAUGGUUUUGAGAAAGAGCUGAGAGUUCUACAUCUGGAUCAACAGGCAGCAGGAAGAGAGUGACAAUGAGUCUGGGUCGAGCAUUUGAAACCUCAAAGCAAAGCUCAUGCCACUGACACUCCAACAAGACCACACCUUCUGCUAGUGCCACUCCCCAGUGACCAGCAUUCAAAUCUAUGAGCCUGUGGAGGCCAUUCUUUCUCAAACCACCACAGAUGUGAAUGUUCCUGUGCUGGAGUCUGGUCAUAUGUUAACAGUGGCCUGUGGUUCCGUCAGAGCAGUAGCAUUGAUCAAGAAGAAGCAAGUCACCUGUCACACAUGGUGGCAGUGGGAUGAAUUCUGUUUGACGUGUUAAAUAUGCUUUGGAAGGAAAUCUGGAAUCCAGGUUUCUUGUUUUGUUCCUGAAUUUGCAAGACUUGUUCUGGCUAGUUUUAUGUCUAUUUGACACAAGUUGGAGUCACCAGAGAGGAGGGAGCCUCAUUUGACAAAACGGCUCCAUAAGAUUUGGUUAUAGGAAAGCCUGUAGGGCAUUUUAUUCACUGGUGAUUGAUGUGGGAGGGCUCAGCUAUUGUGAAUGGUGCCACCCCUGGGCUGGCGGUCCUGGGUUCCAUAAAAGAGCAGGCUGAGCAAGCCAUGGGGAGAAAGCCAGUAAGCAACCCUCCUCCAUGGCUUCUGUAUCAGCUCCUGCCUCCAGGUUCUUUCCCUGCUUGAAUUCUUGUCCUGACUUCCUUUGAUGAUAAACCAUGUUGUGGAACUAUAAGGAGAAUAAACCUUUUCCUUCCCAACUUGCUUUUGGUCAUGGUACAUUAUCACAGCAAUAGAAAUCCUAACUAAGACAAUGGUAAAUCAGAAUUUGCAGGGUAAACUUUAAUUGCCUUCCUAGAUUAGCUGAGAACUUUGAGGAAAAAGAGGCUAGAAGAUAAAAACUGAUUCUAAAGAGAUGGAUUCUGACUUAUGGAGCAGGGAUUGGGUUUGGGGGAAGGAAAAGGACUAAAUUUGGACCCAGAAUUUAAAGUAGCGUAUGCCUGAGGAGUGUCCCUCAGAGUGUUUGCUUAGCAUGUAUAAGGCUGGGAGUUUGAUGCCAAUACAGAGUGAGUGAGCGAGUGGAUAAGUAAGUAGGGUAUUUAAGUUGGAAAAAAAAAGACUGAAUAAGAAUGAAUAUUGGGGGCUGGAGGGAUGCUUCCAUGAUUAUUAAAAGGACUGUCUACUCUGCCAGAAGGCCUGAGUUCAAUUCCCAGCACUCACAUGGCAGCUCAUAAUCAUCUGUAACUCCAGGACUAGUGCUCUGAUGCCCUCUACAGGCCCAGGCACUGUGUGCACAUGGUGCACAGACAUACAUGCAGGCUAAACACCCAUACACAUAAAAAGUUUUUUAAAAAAAGUAAGUGAAUGAAUACUCCUUGGAUAGCUGUUCAUAUUCUCUGUAGGUUUUUCCUCCUCUCUAUUAUUUAUGACAAGGCUUUUUGUAUGCAUGAAGAAAUAGACAAUAGGGAACCUUCACAGCUCCCACCAUUGUAUCUACAUAGGCACACCUGCCUGUCCCUACUUAAUCCCUGCUACUGUGGAGCUCUCGUUCUGUCCUGUCCUGUCCUGUCCUGUCCUGUCCUGUCCUGUGGCUGAAGCAAGUCCCCCAUCUCCUCAAAGGCAUUGCCUCAGUACUUCUCUUCACUACAUCAUUAAUUUCUCCCAUGCCAAGCAUGGUGGCAGCACAUGUCUUUAAUCUCAGCACAGGGACAGGAGACAGUCAGGCAGAUCAUGAGAGUUCAAGACCAGCCUGGUAUAUAGAGCAAGUUCUAGGACAUCCAGGGCUACACAGAGAUACUCUGUCCCAAAACAGAACAAAAGUUCCUAACUAUUAAAAUAUUCCUACAGGUACACAGAACUGUAAUUUUUUCCAUAUUGAAAACCAGCCAACUUAAAAAAAAAUAGAAGAGAAAAAAAAGGAAAAACAAAACAAAACUUGGUUUACUUAAUAUACUUUCAGUUACCACUAAACUUCUUUGUUUCCUUUUAAAACAUCAUCCCUGAGUUCUCAAUACGUACUGCUCCUUCUCAUGUUCUGCCUUGAUCAUACAUUAGCAGUUUGUCUUUACCACUCUAGUGAAAAUGUUCUUCAGAUUGGGUAUGGCGGGGCACGCACCAGAGAGGCUGAGGCUGGUGGACCCUGUGUUCCAUGCCAAAGUCACCAGUGGCUUCUACACCGCUAAAUCCAAAGGUCAUUUUCAAACUUCAUCCUAAUAAUCAAUAGAAUUCAACAUAAGUGAUCCAUCUUUUUUUUUUAAUCGCCUUAUCACCCGGCUUCCCCACCACCAAAGUUGUAAAUUGUUUCUCUUCUUCUCUAUCUUUCCCUCCCCUUGCUCCUCUGAGCUUUUUUCUAGGUCUGUGGUGUUAAGUAUCAACUAUAUAUGAACAAAAGCUUUGAGCUUUGUUUCUCUGGCUCCUGACUUCUCUCUCAUCUCCAGAGUCAGACAUUUGGCUGCUUGGGUGACAUUUCUCUAUGGUUGGUUUCCCAAAGAUGUGUGCUUUUCACACUCUACCCAGUCUCAAUUAAUGACAGUUCUGCCCAAACAUUGUAGAAGUCAUUGGCUCUUCUUUACCUUCCUCUCAACCUUCAUCAUUCCAUUAGCAAAUGAUGCCCUGUGUCUACCCUCAGUGUUUCUCUAGUUCCUAUUUCCACUGCUUGACAUGUUCCAAGCUGUCUUUCUUGUAGAUUACUUGUGACUUGUCUAACUGUGCUCCCUCACUUUCUUCCCUUCUCCUCCUCCCCUUCCUUUUCCUCCCUUCCCCUCCCCUUCCUUUUCCUCCCCUCCCCUCCACUCCCCUUCCUUUUCCUCCCCUCCCCUCCCCUGUCCUCCCCUUCUCUCCCUUCCCCUCCCCUUCUCUUCUCCCCUCCUCUCCUUUCGCCUCCCCUCCCCUCCUCCCCUCUUCCCCUCUCCUCCCCUCUUCUCCCUUCCCCUGCCCUCCUCUUCUUCCCUCUCUUCUUCUCCCUUCCCCUCCUCUUCUCUCCUCUCCUCUUUCUUCCCUUUCCUCCCUCUCCCUUUCCCCCCUCCCUCUCCACCAAGACAGGUAUCCUGUAAUCCAUGCUGCUCUUAAACUCUCUAUGUAGCCAAGAAUGACCUUGAAUAUCUCAUCCUCCUGCCUCCAACCACUCAAAUACUAGGAUUACAGGUGUACACUGCUACACUUGGCUCCAACUUUAGCACAUCUUCCUCUAAAGCCAAUCUUCCCCUCUCUACCUCCUAACAACACAAUGUUUACAUACUCCAGUCCACUUCAAGUAAAUUAGCAAUGACUGUUCCUUAUUAUAUGCCUAUCCAUCUCAGUGAAUGUCAUUUCCAUCUAAUUUAUUUUCAGCAAAAAUUGUGGAGUCACUCUCCACUUUUUCUAUGCAUACAAGUUUUAUUGGUUUUAUCCUUAGAAUACACUCAGAAUUCAUCUGUUCUCAUGCUGCUUGUCCCGUUACAGUAUGCUGGCCCACAUCUGCAUUGUUCCUGAGUUAGCACAGCAGCCUCCUACUAGGCGUUCUUGCUUCUGUUUAUGUGCAGCACCUACAUUGCUCUUAGUACAGUAGCCAGAGCCAGGCUUUCAGAAUUAGAUUGGUCGUGCCAUGCCACUCCUGCACAAACUUUCCUUUGUCUACGGAUCUUUGGCUUGUCCUUCCAGUGUCGUGCAGGACUUAGCACUGUGAUUUCAGGCAGACCUGAGCCUUUUCUCCUGCCUCUUUCCUCUCUGCUUUGAUUGGCCACACUGACUUAUUCUAACUUGGACACUCCAAGGACACGUUUGCUUCAAGGCUUUUUCAUCUGCUGUCUUGUGUCUUCUUCCUCUGAUAAUAGUUGACUUGUGUCCUUCGUCUUUGUUCAAAUGUAGUUUAUCACAAGACCUUCCUAAUGAGCUAAAGUGCCCCUUCCUACUCACCCCUGACACAAGGGCUCUAUAUUCUCUCUUUAAAUGUUUCCUUUAUGUGACUUAGCCUAUGUGGUGGAUUAUUUAUUUUGUAUUUUUCUUCUUUCCACUGGAUUGUAUACUUCUUAAACAGACUUUUAUUUGUAUUUGUUAAAUUCUGUUACAAAUCCCCAAUGUAAAGGUUGUGCCUGAUACUUACUGGACUCUGUCAAUAUUUAUUAAAUCAUUAAACUUGUCCCCCACUCCCUUUU